This is a messenger RNA of Apodemus sylvaticus (European woodmouse), 355 nucleotides long. It is a transcript of the gene Atp5mgl, whose product is annotated as ATP synthase membrane subunit g like. Gene Ontology annotation, biological process: proton motive force-driven ATP synthesis. Gene Ontology annotation, molecular function: proton transmembrane transporter activity. The record is from RefSeq and is a predicted model, not a curated record. NCBI's taxonomy places the organism in Eukaryota, Metazoa, Chordata, Mammalia, Rodentia, Muridae.
GGUUCGGGGAGACGUACCUUCUACCUUAGACCAUGGCCAAGUUCAUCCGUAACUUCGAGGAGAAGGCACCGUCGAUGGUGGCUGCUGCUGUGACUUACUCGAAGCCUCUAUUGGCUGUAUUUUGGCACUAGGUUCCCCCAACCCCUGGUGAAAUCCCUACAGCUAUCCAGAAUAUGAAAAAAAUAAUUCAAAGUGCUAAAACUGGUAGCUUCAAACACCUUACACUUAAGGAAGCUGGGCUGAAUGGUUUGGUGGCCACUGAGGUGUGGAUGUGUUUUUUUAUCGGAGAGAUCAUAGACAAACAUGGCAUUGUUGGCUAUGAUGUUUGAAGACCAAUCUUUAACUUCACAUUUGA